This is a messenger RNA of Adineta ricciae, 1932 nucleotides long. NCBI's taxonomy places the organism in Eukaryota, Metazoa, Rotifera, Eurotatoria, Adinetida, Adinetidae. The record is from the annotation of a GenBank genome assembly.
AUGGAGUGUGCAAGUCUUAUUUGGCUUGAUGCAACAGUCAAUGCUUCAGAUGGAUGUCUUGCGAUUCAAAAAGAAUUUCAAUCGAUUAUGCCACAGUUCUAUGUCUUUGAAAACAUCUCGGAUUGUAAAGAAUACAUUGAAGAAAAGUCCUACUACGAUCGUAUAUUCUUCAUCGUUAGUGGUCGAUUGGGAUCUAACAUAGUCCCUCAUAUUCACCAAUAUCGACAAGUUUUUUCUAUCUAUGUCUUUUGCCAAGACAAACGAAGGCAUGAGUUAUGGGCGAAAAAGUAUUCUAAAGUGAGAGGUGUCAUUGUCAAACUAGAAGUGCUUAUCAAUGAAAUAAAGUCUGAUUAUACAAAACAUCGUAAUUGUCGAUUAGAUGAGCCAUUUCCGAUCACUUUUUACAAUCCAUCAGAUCCAGUGAUCAGUAAGGAAUUUCUUUAUUCAGAGAUGCUUCUCGAUUACAUUCUUCAAAUGAAAUCAAUGCCAGCUGAUAAAACUGACUUCAUCGACGGUUGUUUGCUUGGAUACUGCAACACGAGUGACUUAUCCAUCGUCACUGAAUUUCAACAGGAAUACGGUUCUGGGCAAUCUAUACGGUGGUACACACGCGAUUCAUUCCUUUCUCGUUUGCUGAACAAAGCAUUGAGCACAAUGAAUCUUGAUGUUUUAUUCUUGUGCAGCUUUUUUAUCCAUGAUGUACAAGAUCGAUUAGUCAAACAACAGUGCCGAUCAGCAAUUCAAGUUUAUCACGGUCAGAUAAUGACUUCUGAUGAACUACGAUUAUUCCGUGAAUAUAUCGGACAGCAUUUCUCGAUCAAUACUUUUCUUUGGACAACAUUUAAUCGUAAACAAGCUGUUUCAUCUCUAAGUCAGUUUCCAAUCAAUGAACAUCUCGUCCGAGUUUUAUUCGAAAUUCAUGCUGAUCCUAGGGCGAACAAUCGUAAAAGCUUUGCUAUGAUCACACAGUUAGCUUAUUUUCCGUCGGAGGAACAAGCACUAUUUCAAUUCGGAUGCGUCUUUCAAUUGCUGAAUGUUCAUUAUGACAAGGGACAUUCGGUAUGGAUUGUGAAAAUCGCAUUGACCGACGUUAGACAUGAUUAUGAUCAGACGAGUUUUCUCACUCGUGGAGAAAUCUUAACAAGUAUGGGUAAGCUUGAUGAAGCAGAAAAGUACUAUAUUCGUACAUUGAAUGACAUACCUGAAACUCAUCCAGACUUUGCUCGGUGUCAUUACCUACUUGGUUUUUUGCUGUUUUCGAAAGGGGACUAUGAACUAAGUUCGUAUUGGUUUCACGAAGUAUUGAAAUUUUUUCGAGCAGAUGAUCUAAACCUGGCCAACUCGUAUUAUUGCAUAGGCUGCAUCUAUCACAAACAUGUUAAUCAUUCUCAAGCUAUACAAUACUACGAAGAAGCGUUGCGUACCUGGCAGAGAAUAUCCGGUCAUAACGAGCCGAUUGAAAUGGCUGAAUGCUUGAAUAACAUGGGCUGCAUCUACGAAACUGACGGGUCCUACUCGAAAGCAUUAACAUGUUAUCAGCGAGAGUUAACCAUCCGAGAGAAAUUAAAGGCAUGCUUAGGGAAAACAUACAAUAAUAUUGGGAAUAUCUACUUUCGACUCGGUGAAUACAAUACAGCGUUAGAACACUAUACAUACGCAUUCUCGCUGAAAAUCAAAACACUUGAAACCAAUGAUGUAUCAUUGGUUAAAACGUUGAUAAAUAUCGGACUUGUUUACGAAUGCGAUCAUAAUUAUCAAGAAGCGCUGAAGGCAUACCAAAGAGCCGGUUUUUUAUUAGAAAAGAUUGCUCCCUCGGAACUGAAUCGUGAUCUUGAUGUUAAAGAUGCAAUUCAGCGUAUAUUAGCAUUACUGGAAGCAGACAAUCAUAUUUCAAAUAGUAGAUCAUCUAUUUCUGUUAAUAAAAUUGUUUGA